This is a messenger RNA of Abrus precatorius (Indian licorice), 547 nucleotides long. RefSeq lists its product as uncharacterized. The coding region runs from base 17 to 448 and encodes 143 amino acids. The record is from RefSeq and is a predicted model, not a curated record. Lineage: Eukaryota; Viridiplantae; Streptophyta; Magnoliopsida; Fabales; Fabaceae. The transcript has 3 exons.
GGAAGGUUCCAAGAAAAUGGUUCAAAAUAAAGCAGGAAAAGAUUCUGGGAAAAAUCUUGGUGGAUUUGUGAGUAAAACACAACAGAAGAAGAGCUUGUUAGCCGGAGCAAUUUUCAAGGAUGAUAGUAGUGGCACCUCUGAAGAUGAAGUUGAUAACUCUGAUGCCAGCACUAGAACUCCUUCAGAUAAUCCUCUCUUGUCUGAUUUUUCUGAUGGGGAUAGCAGUUCAGGUCUGGCUUCACAAGAAAAUGAUUCGUAUGGUGGGAAAAGAAUGGAAAAUGGUGGAAGGAGUUCCUUGAAAGAAAGCUUGUCAGGCACAAAAGGGAUGCCAAUUGAUCAUGUUCUCAGAAGUUCAAGAAGGUUUAAGAAGGCUAAAACAACCGCCUCUCAAUUGGAAGAAACCCAAAGCCAACCAGAGUUUGUUCCAGACAGCCUCGCUGACAUAUAAUCACAAGUUUCAGCAGAAAACCAGGAAUUUUGAUAUCACAUUGUUCAAGUUUUGUAUCUUCUUACAUAAACGCUGUUUUUCUAUUAUAGAGUGUUUACC